Messenger RNA from Aegilops tauschii subsp. strangulata, 1914 nucleotides. RefSeq lists its product as uncharacterized. The record is from RefSeq and is a predicted model, not a curated record. Lineage: Eukaryota; Viridiplantae; Streptophyta; Magnoliopsida; Poales; Poaceae.
ACAUCACCACGGAUACGAAGGGGUUAUUCCACCAUGAUUGCCACGGUCCAGACCGCGGUCCGUUCCGGAGCCUCGCCGAGGCACUGGCCGCGCUCAGAGAGUAUGCGCCCAGGCCAAAAUCGAGCCUGCCUGGACUGCUCCGUUUCCAUAGCGCUGAGGCGUACGGGCAAGUAUUCCCGCUGAUGGGGGAAAGCCUGCUGUUUUGCACACCAUGGUCCGGUUGGAAGUAUCAUAUGGCCUUGAAGGGUGGCUUCUUUCAUGUCUAUCCUCCUCACAUUGGCGGGCCUUUUCGAGGCCUAGGUGAAGCUGUCGCUGCGAUUGAGCGCCAUCGGGCUUCCCUUGCUCCGCCGCCUGCUGCCCAGGCCUCCCUUGCUCUGCUGCCUGUUGCCGAGGCUUCCCCUGCUCCGCCGCCUGCUGCAGAGCCUUCACUUGCCGCGGCGCCUGCUGCCGAGCCUUCCCCUGAUCCGCAACCUGCUGUUGAGGCUUCCCUCGCUCGACCGCCUUCUGCCGAGGAGGCUUCCCUUGAUCCACAACCUGCUAUUCAGGAUUACUUUGCUCUGCCGCCUUUUCCCGCUCUGCCGCCUUUUCCCAAGGAGGCUUCCCUUGAUCAACCACCUGCUGUUGAGGCUUCCCUUGAUCAACCACCUGCUGUUGAGGCUUCCCUUGAUCCACCACCUGCUGUUGAGGUUUCCGUUGCUUCGCCGGCUGCUGCCGCCGCGGAGGCUUCCGUUGCUUCGCCGGCUGCUGCCGCCGCGGAGGCUUCCGUUGCUUCGCCGGCUGCUGCCGCCACGGAGCCUUCCCUUGCUUCGCCGCCUGCUGCCGAGGAGGCUUCCCUUGCUUCGCCGUCUGCUGCCGAGGAGGCUUCCCUUGCUUCGCCGGCUGCUGCUGAGGCUUCUAAUUCACUAACUUAUGACUGGAGAGCAGAGGAACGAGAGAAAGGUCGCCAACUCAAGCUAUAUCUGUCUCAGCUUGACCCUGAUGAAUGCUUACGAUCUGUGAAGGCAACAUUGGCUAUGAUGAAGAAUCACCCUAAAAAGGAUAACAAGGCCGCUAAACAACCUAUAGAGAAAAGUUUGAUGGCUAGUGCUAGAGAGAAAUUAAAACCAACAACUACUGAUGAUCCGGGUAUCCUGGAAGCAUGCUAUCGCUUUGAAAGACUUAUGGAGGAGAAAGAAGCAAGAAAAAAUGGAAUGAAAUGGAUGAAAAAGGAGGUUCUUCGAGCAUUUGAAAACUAUAAAUCAGCAGAUAAAAAUCUUGAGUACGAGGUUGUGAUGAUUCACUCCCAGUGUCUCAUAUUUGACACCUUCUCAAAAUCAUACCAUCACUACAAUUUUACAAUGAGGACAAGACAGUCUCGGUCAAAGCAUUGGAACUACCAGCAAUUCUUUGCUGAAGCCAAAUCCAUGGAGGGUAAAACGCAGUACUUUUGCAUCCCGCUGCAGCCUAGUGAGCAUGGUCAUUGCUUUGGAUGCCGGAAGGUUGGCGUUUCUCUUAGACAUCCCGAGAGUGGCGGCUAUGAGAAGGGUAAUUCAGGCCCUGGAUUUCCAUUUGACACUGAUAGUGAGAGUGCUGACUGACUACUAGUGGAUUUCCUCGAUCGCGUGGGCGUCUCCACUGAAAUUAAUCUGAUGCAAGAUGAUUCACAUGAGUUCUUUUUAGGAAGAUUUACAUGAGGUUUUAGUUGACUUAAUCUAAGUAUUAUGUAGUCGUCUGAUUUACUAAAUCAUCUAGCCUACCUUUGUUGAUUGGAUUUGAGAUAGCUUAACGCCCAUGCCGAGCGGUCAUCUAGCCUACCCUUGUAUCUUGUGGAUUUGUGGAACCUUAUGCUUGGAUUUUAGGACAUCUAGAUUCAUCUUAUAGUUAUUAUGGACUAAUUACAUCCAAUGGAUGCAGUAUUGUUGUUAAUUGCGACUA